GUGUGUGUGUGUGUGUGUGUGUGUGUGUGUGUGUGUGUGUGUGUGUGUGUGUGUGUGAGCACGACUGCUCAUCACACAGCUUCUGUGGACUCCCAGUAUCAGCAGCAUUCAUCACUGACGCACUGAGGAGGUCUUGAGCGUCCUCUCUCCCUCCUUCUUCAAACUAGCCAGACCUCACCGCCUCACAGCCACACAGGAGAAGCUGAGGCCUCAGCCUGAGGCCGGUAUUGGUUGCCACAAACGAACCCCCUGCGUGGAGCUCGGCGCCCGGUUUAAGGUUACAGCGAACGGCAUUUAAAAAAUACGAGAAGAAGGUGGAGGAAGAAAAAAGAAAAUGGAAAAUCUGACAUCGGGAACUAGCGUCCUUCUGCACUGCAACACCUCUGGCAGACACACCAUCAUCUUUACCCUGAUCCCCGUUGUCUACGGCUGCAACUUCGUCCUCGGCAUCGUGGGCAACAGCAUGGUGGUGGCCAUCAUCUACUGCUACAUGAAACUGAAGACAGUUGCCAACGUCUUUGUGCUCAACCUGGCCGUGUCUGACCUGACGUUCGUCCUCACGUUACCCAUGUGGGCCACCUUCACCGCCACGGGCUACCACUGGCCCUUCGGCAGCUUCCUGUGCAAGGCCAGCGCCGGCCUGGUGAUCUUCAACCUCUACACCAGCAUCUUCUUCCUCACCGCGCUUAGCAUCGACCGCUACCUGGCCAUCGUGCACCCGAUGCGCUCGCGCCGCCGCCGCACGCUGCUCUACGCCCGCCUCACCUGCGUGCUCAUCUGGAUCUUCGCCUUCGUGCUGAGCGUGCCCACGGCGUACACGCGCGGCGUCUUCCAGAUCGAGAACUCCAACGACACCGUGUGCGGCAUCUGGCACCGCUCGGAGCACAUCGGCCUGCUGGUGUCGCUCAACAUGCUGAAAAGCGUGCUGGGAUUCCUGGUGCCCUUCGUGGUCAUCAUCACCUGCUACUGCCUGAUUGGACGGGCGCUGCUCGGUGCGCGCAGCCGCAUCCAGCGCAGCACGCGCUCGCGCGACGACGAGGUGCUGCACAUGCUGGCGGCGGCCGUGCUGGCCUUCUUCGUCUGCUGGGUGCCGCAUCAGGUGUUCCACUUCAUGGACAUGCUGGCCAUGCUGGGCGUGGUGGAGAACUGCCGCGUGCUGGACAUCAUCGACACGGCCAUGCCCUUCACCAUAUGCAUUUCCUUUUUCAACAGCUGCAUCAACCCGCUGCUCUACGGCUUCGUGGGGAACAACUUCCGGAGGAAUCUGCUGCGGCUGCUGCGCUGCGCGCCCGACUCCAGGGCCGGCCAUGCCAUUCUGAGCUCCAAGAUGAGCGCGCUCUCGUACCGCGCCUCCGAGGCCCUCCGCCUCAACUCCAGCAAGAAAGCCUCCGCGCGCCAGACGUCAAAUGAGAAAUGAGUCCUGACACAAAAAAAAACACACUGACAGUGACACUCACUUAGAUAUCCCCACUGAUGUUGUGUCUGCUGCAGGCCAAAUAUGUUUUAUGAGGUUUAGAAACCCUGUCUCUAGCACUAAGCCAUGAAAUCUCCAUGGUAAAAACUGACAAACUUCUCCCAUGUUUAGGGUCUACAUUCUAUGUGGGUAAAAUUACUUGAAAUGCACACUUUUCUACUGUCAUGAAGGCACAUUAUAGACACAUUUCAGACAGGGCCGUUUUCACACUGAAGUAAUUUGAUCUUUAUAAAGUCUCUCAUCUCUGCAUCUAAUUAUUCAUCUGUCAAAACACCCUCAAAAUGUAUUAUGGACUGAACUGAAGUUCUGCAUUUUAUAGCACAUCAUCAACACCCCUAUAGGAGGCCCCCCAACCACAUGAGCUGGCCCCCAAAGCACAACACAUCAGAGAAAUAGUAAAUAUAAUAAUCUAUAGUAAUAGUUCAAAUAUUCAGACCCAAGAUACUCCUCACCACUACAGCAUGAAACUAAGACCUGGUUUAUUAUCAGUGAGAUGUGACAUGAGUGAUGUGAAUUGCUCCUAGCUAGACCAUUUAAAACAUUGUGUUCUCAAACAUUUUCAAAUAUAUUUUGCAUUCACGUAUAGGAGUGACUCUAUGGUCUGUUGCAGUUUUUCUCAGUCGCUUUGGUACCCAAGACCCAAAUACUUAGUCAUGUUCUCAAUAUAAAAUGAUAUCCUGGAAGUGUAUUCUUUAUCUCCAAAUUUGCUUUUUACUGUAUUUCUUUCAGUCAGUCAUUUAAGGGUUGAGAAAAAUGGGACAGAGAGUAAAUGCCACAUAAAUUCUAAGUAAUUUGAUCCAGUCACAAUGAUCAUAGACAUUUCACCUUCAUUCAGAAAAGACCUUUGCCAUUGCAUAAAGUACAGAGUCAAAUAGAUUGAUCAGUAUGUUAAUAUAUGAAUAAUAUAAAUAUGACAAUGAAUAAUAAUCAGCAUUCUUUUGAGUCCAUCAAAACAUUCCCCAAGGCUAUUUUUAUGGAGAAAGUUUACAAUGACCCAAAUUACCACACACAGUAUGUGAUUUGGCAGGGUGCAUGUCAUGAAACCCCUCCCAUUCUCAUGAAUGAGAUCCUUGUGGAAGAGGUUGUCUUCUGUAAAGCCCAAUGGUGAGGAUGUGACUGAACACAUUCUUGUCUGAUAUAGUGUCACAUUGUCACUGGAUUGUCCCUCACACUGACCUGGCACAUCCUCUCUGGCUUGGUGGCCUAUGAGAUUUUACACUCAUGUUUUGCCUUUGAACAAACUGAAUCAAUCCUCAUUAAUCACAUGUAAUCAAGGUUUGAAUGACAAGUAAUUUAGCAAAACAUUCCAAAAAUACCAUGUCCGUGAAACUGAUGAUGAUGAUGGUUGACACAUAAUGAUAACUGGUUUAACUGAUUUGCCUGUGAUGACUAGAUACCUAGAUGUAUGAGGGGUAAGACUAAACAGCAGACGAUUGUACACACCCUUUUUUGCAUUCAUGUUGUUGUGAUGUGCACAACUGAAGUAGAUGAUGUGGAGGUUGAACUAGCAGCUUUGAACAUUUUAAUUCUGAUCUGAGAAAUGUGCCGAAGCAACUGAGAAAAACUGUCAAGUAUUUUUCAUUAUUGUCAUCUGUAUCAUAUUGCAUAUGGCACCUGAUAUGUGUCAGAUUCACAAUACUUAUGUAAGACCCAGCUGGAGUCUUGAUAUUCCUUUGGUUGAUGUUUUAAAUAUUUAGACAUUUGUUGUUUGGUUAUUUCGCAUAAUCCACUAAGUAAGUUUCAGAACCCUUCGCCGCAGUGAAGAGAAAAUGUUUCAUAUAUAGGCAGGUCAUUGUACAGUUGCCUCCAUGUUGGCGUGUUUCAUACGCUUCAGGUCUGAUAUGGUGUUGACUGUGGUUAUGUUCUGUGUCCACUGUUUGUUCACUGUGACAAGUAUGGGUGAAAUAUUUACAGAAAAGAAACAGAAGAAACAGAAUAGAAAAGAACAGAAAGAAUCAGAUUACAGAAAAAAAAUCUCCAGAAGAAACAUCUGCUGGUUGUGUCCAUAUCUGCUGUGCUGACAGAACUAUUAUCAUGAUCGUGCUCUUGUGAAUGAGACCAUUGUUGAUUACACUCAUGAAAAAAAAGUUGCCAGUUCUGUCUGCAAUGUUUGUAAAAAAUGUUUUAUAUGUGUCUGUGUGUUUUUGUAUGUGUACAGUUCAUAUGGAAAUAUGUAUAAAAUGCAGGUAUAUGAAUAAAGGAUUAAAAGAAAAA
Clupea harengus (Atlantic herring) is the source of this 3688-nucleotide messenger RNA. It is a transcript of the gene agtr1b, whose product is annotated as angiotensin II receptor, type 1b. Lineage: Eukaryota; Metazoa; Chordata; Actinopteri; Clupeiformes; Clupeidae. The record is from RefSeq and is a predicted model, not a curated record. Gene Ontology annotation, biological process: positive regulation of cytosolic calcium ion concentration; regulation of vasoconstriction; calcium-mediated signaling. Gene Ontology annotation, molecular function: angiotensin type II receptor activity; C-C chemokine receptor activity; C-C chemokine binding. Gene Ontology annotation, cellular component: external side of plasma membrane; membrane.